Molecule: messenger RNA, 3065 nt
Organism: Populus nigra (black poplar)
Lineage: Eukaryota; Viridiplantae; Streptophyta; Magnoliopsida; Malpighiales; Salicaceae
Exons: 4
Coding region: 367-3045 (892 amino acids)
Source: RefSeq, a predicted model, not a curated record
GAACUUAUUUAUUUUUUAUAUCGUUUCUUGUUCUUCCCUUUCUUUCCCAUUCUCUUCCCUCUCAAGUUUUCUUCUCUGUUAAACAGAAAAACAAACACAAAAACCACAACGACGACCCGACUGCCAAAAUCCGAACCCGCCGCCUAGCCCGAUUACAAAAUCCAGUUUUCAUUCGCUGCCUCUCAUUUCCAUCAAUCGCCAUGCUCUCGCAAUCUGGUUCUUAAAGUAUCAGAGAAUCAGAGAAAAUUAGGGUUAGGGUUUCGAAAUUGAACCGUUGGUAGAUUUUGAAUUGGGGGUUUUGUUCUCUAGGGUUUGUUUGAAUUUUUGGUUGGAUCAAUUUGCCAAGACGGGGAAAAUAGGAGGAUAAUGUGUAUACUGUGUGUGAUUCAAAAGUGGUCGCGCCGGGUUGCAACGAUGCUACCUUGGUUAGUUAUUCCUUUGAUAGGAUUAUGGGCACUGUCGCAGCUAUUACCUCCGGCAUUUCGAUUUGAGAUAACGUCUCCAAGAUUGGCGUGUGUAUCUGUGCUAUUGGUUACUUUGUUUUGGUAUGAGGUGCUGAUGCCACAGCUGUCAGCGUGGAGGGUGCGUAGAAAUGCAUGGUUGAGGGAGAGGAAGAGGUCUGAAGCAAUUGAGUUGCAGAAGCUUAGGAAGACAGCGACAAGGAAGUGUAGGAAUUGUUUGACACCAUAUAAGGAUCAGAAUCCUGGUGGGGGGAAGUUUAUGUGUUCGUAUUGUGGGCAUAUUUCAAAAAGGCCUGUUUUGGAUUUGCCAGGGAUUGGGAUUUCAAAUCCAGGGAUUAUUAAGGAUUUGGUGGGGAAAAGUGGGAAGAUAUUGAAUGGAAAGACAUGGAGUGAUAAUGGAUGGACGUGUAGUCAGGAGUGGUUAGAUAAUGGUGGCUGGGCUUGUGGGUCUAUUGCUGGGAAGUCUAGUUAUUGGAGGAAGAAUGGGAGUGGGAUUUUUGGAGGAGAUGAGAAUUGUUUGGCUGAGAAGUCGUAUUCCAGGGUUGUGAUUUUUUCUUGCAAGCUGUUGACGUCUUUUUUCUUGAGCAUUAGGUGGCUUUGGAGGAAGGUUUUUAGGAUUAGUUCCUCUGAGGAUGGUUCUUCUGAUGCAGGGCAUAGGGCAAUGUUGGCUAAGAGGCGUGAGAAUGGGGAAAAUUAUCAUGAGAGUAGAGGAGAUAAAGCACGCAGGAAAGCUGAAGAGAAGAGACAGGCUAGGUUAGAGAAGGAACUCUUAGAGGAGGAAGAGAAAAAGCAAAGGGAGGACGUUGCGAGAUUGGUGGAGGAACGUAGGAGGCUGAGGGAUGAGAUUAUGGAGGCUGAAAGAGAUCAAAGUCAAACAUCACCACUGUCCAGGGAGAAAAAUAGUAGGAAGGAAGCAGAAAAGAAACGUCAGGAAAGAAGGAAAGAGAAAGACAAGGGGUCUAGUAAGAGCAACUCUGAUGCUGAAGAGUUGGAAAAGAGAGCAGGUAAGGAAAGUGAUCGAAGGCGGGAUGUUGAAAAGAAGAGUGAAUCUGAGCGCCGUGAACAUCAUAAAUCUGGGAUGGAAAGUGUGAGAGGUCAGAACAUUGAAUCAGGACAUGGUAUAAAGAAUACACCUGGAAGCAAUUUUAAUCGGGGCAAUGCUGGAUCCAGGUAUUUUGAUCGAAUGAAGGGUACAUUUUUGUCUUCUUCUAGAGCUUUUAGUGGAGGUGGUUUCUUUGGAAAGGCUGCCUAUACUCCUGCUACUGUUACUAAAGAAAAUAAGCCCAACAGUUCUAUAGAUCCUGUUCAUGCUUCUGCUUAUAGGAGAGAUAUACAUCCACCUGAUCGUCUUUCUGGGAAAGCAAGUCUAAAUGGAGAUGACAAGAACAUUUAUCACCCUGUGCUCUCUGAAACACAACCAAGGACGGCUCCUAAGAAAACAUGGCAGCAAUUAUUUACACUCUCAUCACCUGCUCAUCCAUCCUCAAAUUCAAAUGUCAUCUGUAGACCAAUUUCAAAACAAGCAGAAUGUCAAGCACAACAGUUUCCUGCACAAUCAUCACCAAUACAAUGUUUUGAUAAUCCAAUCAAUUUUGGGCUGCCGUCACCUUUUCCGGUCUCUGCAUUUCCAAAUGUAUCCAGUAGCACUUCUUUAGGUUUCUCACCUCCUAUUGAACCUAAUUUUCCCCGUGCUAUGGAAGGACCCUGUGAUUUUAUACCCGAAGAACCAGAGCUUUUUGAAGAUCCAUGUUAUAUUCCCGAUCCAAUAUCAUUGCUGGGGCCUGUUUCAGAGUCGCUUGAUAAUUUUCAGUUAGACCUCGGAAAUGGUUUUGCACCAGACAUGGGGCCGGGAUUGGAAAGACUUUAUGCUAUGAAGAACAUGUCUGCAUCUCCUGAAGUGACCAAGCCUUCUCCAAUCGAGUCCCCACUGUCACGACUACGAACUGCUGAUGAAAAGAAUAAUGGUUCUAAUUGGUUCCCAACUACUCCUAUAUCCCAAGAUUUUAACACUCUACCUAUGAAUGAUAUGCAUGUGAAUGAGAAGGGAACAUGGCACAUGUGGAACAGCUCUCCUCUUGGUCAGGAUGGUUUAGGUUUAGUAGGUGGCCCUGGAAGCUGGCUUUUACCCCUGGAACAGAACAGAUCAACCAAGGAAGAUAUUAUACCGCCUCCAUCUCAGAAAACUAUGGCAUCACUCUUUACAAAAGAUGACCAAAUCCUACCUGGUACUUAUUCUCCUCGGAAGACUUUUCUAGGCAAUGGCCAGAGUGGGGUAUUCAGUCCAGUCAUUGGUUCAAUUGAAAAUGAACCAUGGUUACAGAAUACGUUUUUUCCACCAUUAUCAGGCAGCAAUAGCCAUUUCUCUCUGAAAUCUCCGGAGGAAAGUACUCAGAAUGAAAUGAUCUAUCAGAGUCCUACUGGAGCUGCAACCAACAAUGCUUUUGGGCUGUCGCCAGGGCAUAGUUGUUCCAAGAAUGAAUGGGGCGGGGAAGGUUCAGGAGAAGGUUUUGGGAAUUCAUCUGUCACAAGACCCAAUUUUGGUGGUUUGUUCCCCACCUCAGAUGUACAGUGGUCAUUUGAUUAAAAAGAAAGGAAAGAUGAGGG